This is a messenger RNA of Laetiporus sulphureus 93-53, 401 nucleotides long. RefSeq lists its product as uncharacterized. The record is from RefSeq and is a predicted model, not a curated record. The transcript is spliced from 2 exons. Lineage: Eukaryota; Fungi; Basidiomycota; Agaricomycetes; Polyporales; Laetiporaceae. Bases 92 to 304 code for a protein of 70 amino acids.
GGAAUCUUCUAGGACAGCUACGACUGCGUUGCUUGCAUACGCCCGACAUUCCCCGACAAGAUCAUCGUCAUCUUGUUACCGAAAGAGAUCUAUGAGAGAGGUCUUCACGCAAUUGCAACGAUAUAUGCGGCGGAGUAUUAUGCUGACGAUGGUUUUGGUGGGAGGAAUUGUGCGCACGGGCACGAAGUCAAUGAAUGUAAGAAUGCCACGUUCUCUAGCAUCGAUCCGGAAAAGAUUACGUUUUCGCUGUUUUCUAUGGAUGCAGGCUUUCGCGUGCGGACUUGAAGUCUUGAUUCUACAAUAACUUUGACUCCAGUACUGACAGCGUUCGGCAGCUUACCACACGUCACCGAUCAGAGUCUAUACGACUCGCGCGGAUACCUCUCUUCCACAGCGAGCAU